CCUGCAGCCGUGAGGUGUGGUAAGGGUGGUAUGUGUGAGUGUGUACAUAUAAAAUGUGUGUGUACAGGGGAGUGUCAGUAUGGAAGAACAGUCUUCCUCACUCUGUCUUUCCAGUCGUUUCUCCCACCUCUUCACAUCCAAAUUAUAGCUAAAUAGGUUUUCCUGAUCAUCUGGAGCGAGAGCCCAAAUUUAUCAGGAAAUACUUGGUAAAGUCCACCUCCCCCGACAACUUUUUCCAGGAGUACAAAGGAGGGAGUUAUCUUUUUUUGGCUGCAUACAAGUCCAUCAAAAACGCUGUUACAGCUGGUCACAGCUUCUGAUUCAAAAUGUUAUUUGCUCUAGGACUUGUUUUCCUUCUAACCCCACUUGCCUCUUCUGAAACCACAACCAACUUGAAGAGAGACGCAGCAGAACGAAACGCAACUAAACUCCGUGAAGCUCUCAACCCUUCCAAACCAAAAAUCCCAGCUUCAACUCAGAUCUUUCACCCCACCCCCAAACCAAACACAGUCAAUGAGACCAUUUUACUCACUUCAGCCACCAAACUAAAACCUCAACAAGACAACACUACUGAGGCUAGCAAAAGUAGAUCCAGAACUACAGAUGCUCCAUCAGUGACAGCGAAAAAUCCAAAGACGAAUAGAGCUGUCUCCAACAAAGGGAAGCAUUUAAAAGAAGAGUUGACCUUGACUCAUGAUGCUAAGGGUAGAAAGGGGAAGCUUAGUUCCAAUGGAGCAACAAGUGUUCAGUCAACACCUAUGAAGUCUACAUUAGCCCACAAUGCUCAGUUGUCCACACACAAACCCCAGCAAUCUGUCAAUUCCACAGUCCCAACUGUAUCAAAUCAUGGGAAGACAUCAAAGGAUGAAGCUAUCCAAAAUGCCUCAUCAUCAUCAUCAUCAACUGAGUCUCAUUCAGUCCGCACGGAAAAAAUCACCAGAAACAAACCAAAGCAAACAGUCAACCCUCCAGCUUCAAAUGUACCUCUUUUAUCAAGUCAUAACACGAAUAAGACAAUUCCUUCACCACCCAAAAAAUCUCACAGCGUCAAAGUCAUGACACAUAAACCUCCACCAUCAAAAAACCAAACAGAUGUAGAUGAAUCUCAUUCAUCCCAUGGCAGCAAGACAGCAGCGGCGGAGCCUGUUUCAUCAAAAACCAGAAGUACUACUCUUGUCAAGAUCACAAAACUUUCCAGAACUAAAUCCCAGCAACCGGACAAUCACACAGCAGUUACUGAAUCUGCUUUGCCCGCUCACCACAAGGCUGUCAAAAACGAGACAACUCAAAAUGUUCCGUCAAGUUCCAAAAAAUCUCCUUCAACUCCAUCUGAUAAACCUAUGAAAACCAUACUUCAUCAGUCGAACAAUCAUACAGAAAGUACUGAAUCUGCUUCACCCACCCAUAGCAAGGCUAUCAGAAAUGAGACAAUUCAAAGUGUUCUGCCAAUUUCUACAAAAUCUCCUUCAACUCAGUCUGAUAAAUCAAACAAGCUUCAGCAAUCAGACAAUCCCCCAGUUUUAAAUAAACCUGGUCAAAAGAAUAGCAAAGACAACUCUACUCAAACUGUUCUGCCCACAAAGACCAAUGCUAAAAUAUCCAAAGGCAACAAUCAGACUGAUUCUACCAAUCCCCAGGUCAAUGACACCCCUGCUGUCACAAAGCCUCAAGCAAAAGACAAUUCGAAAGUAAAAGCAUUAAAUAAAACUUCAAUUGAGGUUCCAAGUACCGUCACCAAAAAACAACCAACCGAUUCCCAACCAGUCACGGUGGUCAUCUGUAAUGGGUGUGACUCAAGUAACAACAAGGACCAUGAAGUGAAGCUGUCAGCUGGCACUCCACUGGUGGUGACCCAUAAGAUAAGCUUGCUGCCGGGGGGCUGCACUGAGGGGCAUGACGCCAAGUUGGAUGCCUUGAUAGAACGAGUAGCCCGACUAGAAAAAGAGAUGUCCUUCCUAAAAGAACAAUGUCCAUGUUCUACUAAAUGUCCAAAUAAUUGUAGUGGAAAUGGAAGGUGUGAAAAGGGGAGCUGUAUCUGCCAGCAGGGGUUCAUGGGUGAAGACUGCAGUAAGUGUAAACAAGGGGUAGAUUGUAAUACAAAAGGACCUGCAAACAAAUUCCCUAAUUCUGACCACCCAAAAGACGAACCUCGAGAUAAUGAGAUACAUCACAAUGAGACGAAGUCUGUUACAACGGAAACAAAGAACACUACAAAUGCAUCCAGUUCUCCAGCGCCAGACAAUACCGCCUUGAACAAAACAGCAAUUCGUGAGACAGUGACCAGGAAGAGAGGAGGAUUAGGGUCGGUGAAGGUGGCAAACAUCUCCUCCCACAGCCUCACGGUCACAUGGUUAGCUCCACAAGGGAUGUUCAAAAAAUUUACAGUGACCAAACGAGAGCUACAGUCAGAUGGUGACAAAAAUGAACCCCUGAGAGUUGAAGAACAGGACAUAAGCUCUACUGCGAGGAACACCACUGCAGUGGAAAAUGAAAGCACAACUCUGUUCUCUGGAAAAGUUGGAGCUAAGAGGACCUCUGUGAUGGUACCAGGUGAUUCACGCUCUGUGGAGAUUACCAAUCUUCAGGCAAACACUCUCUAUGUCCUGCAAGUUUUUGGCACGGCAGAAAACAGUCGAUCAAAAACUCACAGAGUGACCGCAACUACAGGUCCUGAGCCCCCAACACGGAUGCUUUUUAGUAAUGUCACUGAAUCUUCUGUUGGUGUUUCCUGGGUUAAACCAAAGACAACAUUUACAGGCUUCAGAAUUACGUACAUCAACAUUGUGUCAGGAGCAAGUCGAUUUGUGACACUGGGAUCCAAACAGUCUCACGUAGUUCUGUCUAAGUUGUCUCCUGGAUCGUCUUAUAUGAUCAGCAUUACUGCGACUAAAGGCACAGCCCAGAGUGAUGAACUCACAUCCAUUAUAACCACUGUCCCUGCACCUCCAAAACAUCUUCAAGUCACCAACGUGACCCAUAAUAGAGCUUUGUUACGGUGGACUCCCAGUCUUGGGAAAGUUGACCGCUUCAUCAUCAGCUAUGAGUCCUCAAAGACUCCUAAUGUGACGGUAACAGUUAUGCUGUCUGGAACCUCAGUGGAGCAUCAACUGAAAGGUCUACAGAAAGACACUGUUUAUACCAUCAAAAUGCUGAGCCAAAAAGACAGUCUGAAGAGUACAACCAUCUCAACAUCUUUUACUACUGCAAAUGUGGUUAAACCCAGUGAAGUUGGGCCUCGCUCUGCGGUUAUUGCCUGGAAAACGCCCACUGUUUAUAAGAGCUACAGAGUGAUCUAUGAAGUUCCAGGAAAAGAGAAAAAGGAGGUGAUCCUGCCACCUACUGCCAAUGAAUAUAAGCUGACAGGCCUGUUCCCUAUGUCACGAUACACCGUUGUUGUACAAGGGGAGAAAAAUGGACACUACACAUCUAUAUUUACCUCAGAGUUCGUCACAGGAAAACUGCGGUUCCCUUUUCCCAUGGAUUGCGCACAAGAGCUGUUGAAUGGAGCUUCAGAGUCUGGAGAAGUAGACAUUUACCCAGGAGGGAAAGAGGGAGAGGCAGUCAGAGUAUACUGUGACAUGGAGGCCGAUGGAGGUGGUUGGACGGUCUUCCAGAGAAGGAUGAAUGGAAAAACGGAUUUUUACAGAACCUGGCAUGAAUACAGUGUGGGGUUUGGAAAUCUAAGUGAAGAAUUCUGGCUCGGUAAUGAGCUCCUGCACAACCUGACCAGUGUUGGGCCUGUGAGUCUGCGAGUGGAUUUGCAAUCAGGAAAUGACACAGCGUAUGCUCACUAUACCAACUUCUCUGUGGCUUCAGAAGAGAGGAACUACACUCUUACUGUGUCUGGAUACACAGGAACAGCAGGCAACUCAAUGAAGUUACACAGCGGCCGACCAUUUUCCACCCGAGACAAGGACCCCGAUCGCCUGGAAAACCAUUGUGCCAAGCUUUACAUGGGCGGCUGGUGGUACAAAAACUGCUAUAGGGCCAAUCUAAACGGCCUUUACGGCUCUCACACCAAAAAUCAGGGAAUCGUUUGGAUAGACUGGAAAGGCAAAGACUCCUCUAUUCCUUUCACUGAGAUGAAGUUCAGACCCUCCUUGUUCUCUGCAACUCAUGGCUAAAAAGUCCCUCUCUACCAGCAGACAGUCCCCGAUCUGCAAGACAGCCAGAGCUUCAGAAAUGUAAUAUUUCAAAGCUGCUGCAUGUAUCUGUCCAUCUAAAAGUCCAUGCAGUGAAUCUGUUGGCUGAACCUGCACCUGUCCUCUUUAGUUCAAUGUUUUUUUUUUUUGUUUUUUUUUUUGUCUGUGCUUCUGCUAGAUGUACCAAUGAAGUGGAAACCAAUGUCAGUGCAGUUUUAUAUGUGUUUUCUAUUUUACUUUGAAAUAUUUCAAUGUUUUUUUUUCACCAAUAUGGUUUGACAGCCCACUACUGCUGUAACUAAAUAUGCACUGUCUUACUGCAUGGAAAUAAAUCAGGCUAAUGUGGGUC
Molecule: messenger RNA, 4491 nt
Organism: Oryzias melastigma (Indian medaka)
Lineage: Eukaryota; Metazoa; Chordata; Actinopteri; Beloniformes; Adrianichthyidae
Gene: tnxba
Product: tenascin XBa
Exons: 15
Coding region: 327-4124 (1265 amino acids)
Molecular function (GO): protein binding
Source: RefSeq, a predicted model, not a curated record